This is a messenger RNA of Aegilops tauschii subsp. strangulata, 981 nucleotides long. Lineage: Eukaryota; Viridiplantae; Streptophyta; Magnoliopsida; Poales; Poaceae. The record is from RefSeq and is a predicted model, not a curated record.
AUGUACCUCCUAGUGUAUGUGGAUGAUAUUGUCCUGGUGAGCUCCUCUCCGACAGCUGCUGAUGCUCUUGUGGCUACACUUGGUCAUGAUUUUGCAGUUAAGGAUUUGGGCCAGCUUCAUUUCUUCCUGGGUAUUGAUGUCGCUCAUCAGUCUCGUGGCAGUUUGGCUCUCACCCAGAAGAAGUACUCUCUUGAUCUCUUGCGCCGUGCUGGUAUGCUCAAGUGCAAGACAUCGCCUACGCCCAUGUCCUCCACUGACAAACUUUCUGUUGCUGAUGGUGCUCUUCUAUCUCCUGAGGAUGCUACUGAGUACAGGAGUAUUGUUGGUGGCUUGCAGUAUCUGACGAUCACGCGUCCUGAUCUCUCUUUUGCGGUUAACAGGGUGUGCCAGUAUCUUCAUGCACCUACUGAUGUACACUGGUCUGCUGUGAAGCGCAUACUGCGUUACGUGCGUCUCACUGUCUCCUUUGGUCUUCACCUGCGGCCCAGUUCCUCCGGAGUUCUUUCUGCAUUCUCUGAUGCUGAUUGGGCUGGGUGUCCAGAUGACAGGCGAUCUAUGGGGGGACAUGCUGUGUUCUUGGGUCCUAAUCUGAUCGCCUGGAGUGCACGCAAGCAAGCCACUGUUUCCCGCAGCAGCACGGAAGCUGAGUACAAGUCGGUUGUCAAUGCGACUGCCGAACUUAUAUGGAUUGAGUCCUUACUUCGAGAGCUAGGAGUUGCUCAGCCACAUCCUUCGGUCCUUUGGUGUGACAACAUCGGUGCUACGUUUCUUUCAUCAAACCCGGUGUUCCAUGCACGGACUAAACACAUUGAAAUUGACUAUCAUUUUGUGAGGGAAUGUGUUGCACAGAAGCUACUACAAGUAAGGUUUAUCUCUUCAAAAGAUCAACUUGCAGACAUCUUCACCAAGCCUCUACCUUCUCCCAUGUUUGAGGUCUGUAGGCGCAAUCUCAACCUCCUAGAUACUUUCGGAGUGAGUUGA